Messenger RNA from Malania oleifera, 1483 nucleotides. Its product is annotated as nod factor hydrolase protein 1-like. The transcript is spliced from 2 exons. Gene Ontology annotation, molecular function: chitinase activity; chitin binding. The record is from RefSeq and is a predicted model, not a curated record. NCBI's taxonomy places the organism in Eukaryota, Viridiplantae, Streptophyta, Magnoliopsida, Santalales, Ximeniaceae. Bases 35 to 1153 code for a protein of 372 amino acids. Gene Ontology annotation, cellular component: extracellular region. Gene Ontology annotation, biological process: carbohydrate metabolic process; chitin catabolic process.
CAUAUUAUUAUUAGCACACAACUCAAAUACAGAAAUGGAAGGCCUAAACCCUCACUUACUCCCCCUCCUUCUCUUGACUCUCUCCGUCGCUGCUUCCGCCAUGGCAGCCCCUCCGGUAGUCAAAGGCGCCUACUGGCCGUCGUGGGCUUCUGAUCCGCCGUCCACCAUCGACACCUCGCUCUUCACUCACGUUUACUACGCUUUUCUCGAACCCGACGCCGCUUCGUUCGAGCUCAGCGUGUCCAACGAAACUGCCGCAGCUCUGUCAAACUUCUCCUCAGCCCUUCGCCGGAAAAACCAGUCAGUGAAAACCCUCGUCUCCAUCGGCGGCGGAGGGAGCGACUCGGCGGUCUUCGCCACCAUAGCUUCAAACGCAACGAACCGACGUCGUUUCAUCCAGUCAACCAUAGCCGUUGCGCGAAAAUUUGAAAUUGAUGGGCUGGACCUGGACUGGGAGUCCCCAAGAAACCCGAAAGAGAUGGGGGACUUGGGGCUGUUGCUAAAUGACUGGAGACUUGGGCUCGAGAAGGAGGCCCAAGAGACGGCCCGGCCCCGUCUCCUCCUCACCGCCGCCGUGUACUUCGCCGCCGACUUCUUUCUCUCCGGCGUGUACCGAAAGUUUCCCGUAGCGUCGCUCGGCAAAAACCUAGACAUGAUCAACGUGAUGUGCUACGACUAUCAUGGGUCGUGGGACACCUCCGCCACUGGGGCUCACGCCGCAUUGUUCGACCCGAAUAGCAACAUAAGCACAAGCUAUGGGCUCAAGUCGUGGAUCCAAGCCGGUGCACCUCGAGAGAAGUUGGUCAUGGGCCUACCGCUCUACGGGCGAACUUGGGAGCUCCAGAACCCGAAACUAAACGGGAUCGGAGCUCCUGCCGUGGGCUUAGGACCAGGGGACGACGGGGUGCUAAUUUUCUCUCAAGUUGAAGCUUUCAAUUCGAAGAACAAUGCUACCGUAGUAUAUGACACCAAGACUGUGUCCACAUAUUCGUAUUCGGGAACCUCUUGGGUCGGGUAUGACGAUACCCGAUCCACCACGGUUAAGGUAAUGUAUGCGAAGGGCCUCCGACUUCGUGGGUAUUUCUUUUGGGCGCUCAGUUAUGACAGUGAAUGGAAGAUCUCAAGGGCAGCUUCCAAGGCAUGGCGUCGUUGAGAAAAGCAGAAAAAAGCUUCCAAUACAGUUUUACAUGAGAGAUACAGUUUCUCUCAACCUACAAAGAUCAAACCAUCAUCUUAAUUGAUACUUGGAGGAUGUGACUCUUGUCACUUUCUUUCUUACCAAUCAAUGACAAAUAGAUUUACAUUUUCUUUUGUUUAUAAUCUCUGUCUUGAUCUUCAUCCAAUUGGGCUAUAAAUUUGAUCCAUCGUCUCCUUUCUCUUCAAGUUGUUUGGCAUUUGGAAAUUAUAAGUUUGAUGAAUUUUGGAUAGUCUUUGUAUGCUAUAGCAUCUCAUAAUAAAGACAACUUUACUUAUUAAUCUCCAA